CCUUCUCGCAGGUCGACUCGGCGACGGCCCACAGCGCCUCGGCGGUAGUCCCCGCCUGCUCCGGCGGCGGCCCGGACUGCGGCACCCCGGUCUCGACCGCGGACGUGUUGAGCGAGGAGCGUCGCGCCGCGACCGACCGUUGGGCCGUACCAGUCUGUUCGUCUCGCUGCUGCUCAUCGUCUACAUGGUCUGGAGCUUCCGAUUCGAGCACGUGCACGGGGUGCACGAGACGACGGUGACCGUGCUCGUCGGCCUAGUUCUGGGCUUCGUUACGUACUACAUCGAUGGCAAGGCUCCCGUCUUCAGUUAUCGGAGCUAUUUCGUUUUGCCGAUGGUGAUAUUCGACGCCGGAUUCAAUCUGGAGAAGAAGAGGUUUUUCUGGUAUGUCGCACCGAUCGCUGCCUUGGGCCUUGUCGGCACGGUGAUCAUCUUCAUGCUGAUAUUCGUCUGCUCGGGGCUGAACGAUGUGUUCCCAGGUGUCUUCAAGACUUUCCAGGGUGGUGAUAUCCAGCUCUCUGUGCAGGAACGACUCGUGAUGGCCUCCGUGUUGUCCUCUACAGAUUCCGUGGCACCGAUCGCGUUCCUGCCCAAGGACAUGUAUCCGCGCCUCUUCGCGAUAGUCUUCGGCGAGGGGGUGCUCAACGAUGUAGUGGCUAUCCUCCUGAGCACCUCUGUCACAAACUCGGACGCGCUUCCCUCCAUCGUGGAUAUAACCGUCACAAUAGCCUACUACCUCGUCACAUCCUCCUUCAUGGGUGUGUCAUUUGGUUUCUCUGUCUCGUACGUAUUCAAACACAGCCAGUGGUUGCACGAGGAAGUCGUGCACCCAUGCGCACUCAUGCUUCUCCUCAACUACAUAUGCUACGUGCUCACGGAGAUGUGCGAAUUCUCGUCCAUAUUCGCUCUCUUCGUUUGCUCGCUGCUCUGUGGGCAUUACGCGCAGACGUCGCUGUCGGAGGAGGCCCAGGAGUUUGCGGACCAGAUCUCGGAGUUCCUGGCGUACUGCGCCGAGGCCUUCGUGUUCGGCUACUUCGGCAUGACCGCGGUGGGCUACCUGAUGGAGCCGAGCCAGUUCUCGCCCACGCUGAUCCUCUUCUACUCCCUGCUGAUCGUGCUGUCGCGAGCCCUGACCGUGCUGACGAUCUCGGUCCUGCUCCGGGUCGUCAGGAUCCACCACCUGUCCCUAAGGUGGAACCACAUGGCGGUGAUCAUGAUGGCCGGUUGCAUGCGCGGGGCGAUCGCCUACGCGCUCAUCUUGAAGGCGGUGCCGCCCGCUGGGCAGCAGUCGCCGCAGCAGGUGGUGAUGGUGUCCACCGUCCUGGGCAUCGUGCUGCUGAACUGCCUCGUGUUCGGGGGGCUGUUUCCCGUGGUCAUGCGGCGCCUCGGCAUCCAGGCGUUGGGCGCGUCUCUCCCCCACGGCAUCUCGCACUCGUUCCUCGAGUCCUCCGCGGAGGCCUCGCACCACUACAGAAUGCGCGCGAAACUGCACGCUGCGUGGUCGCAUUUCGACAACUCGCGGCUGAAGCCGCUGCUCCAGAAGGACUGGGGCCACCCAGAGCCGCCGAGGCGCAAGCUGCUGGACGCCGACGGCGAGGAGCCCGACGCCACCCCCGUCCGCCGCGACGCCCUCGAGACGCGCUGCCGGACGUGCUCCAUCUGAGGGCGGCGCGGGGCCCUUCCCGCCGGCGGCCGCCGCCCCCCCCCGCCCACAGCGGCGAGGGGCGGGGCCGCCCUCGGCCGCCGCCCACAGCGGCGAGGUGCGGGGCCGCCUCGGCCGCCCCGCCGCGGCCUCGGGCGGCGCCCGGGCCGCGCGGGCCGCGCGCGGCUCUGCUCGGGGGGAGGGGCCCUCGCGCGGCGUGGCGACCGUGCCGCGUGGUGGGCUUCAGCCCCCUGGCGACGCAGCUCUUGCACGGCGGGCGCGCCUUCGCCCGGGUUCUCGGGCACGGGGGGGGGACCAGAUGAUGCUCGUCAGGGCACCUCAGGCUUCUUCACUUCGCGCACUGCGCGGUGACGUCCCGCGGGCGGUGAGAAACGGCGGCGUCUGUGCAGGGUGCUCUGGAUUUCUCCCGAGUGGCACCUCGCCCUCGGAGUUUCAGGAUGGGGAUUCUCUGGGCGGCUUUCUUGCGGCCGCGGCGGCACUGCAUGGCCCACAUGCCAGUCGGCGCGAGACCAUCAUCGCCGCACCCCUGGCGGCGCCUCUGCCGCCGCCUGGCGCGCGGAGCGCGCCGGGGAAGAAGCGUGGGAAAGGAUCUGCCCGGACCGCCGAAGUUUCUUCCCAGUGACAAGGCUUUCGACUGCACGUAGGAGUGACGUUUCGUCAUAGUGACCUUUGUCAGGAGGGGAAAAAACACACAGAC
Prorocentrum cordatum is the source of this 2357-nucleotide messenger RNA. Lineage: Eukaryota; Dinophyceae; Prorocentrales; Prorocentraceae. The record is from the annotation of a GenBank genome assembly.